This is a messenger RNA of Aspergillus alliaceus, 478 nucleotides long. RefSeq names its product choline dehydrogenase family protein. Bases 233 to 451 code for a protein of 72 amino acids. The record is from RefSeq and is a predicted model, not a curated record. Gene Ontology annotation, molecular function: flavin adenine dinucleotide binding; oxidoreductase activity, acting on CH-OH group of donors. The transcript has 2 exons. Lineage: Eukaryota; Fungi; Ascomycota; Eurotiomycetes; Eurotiales; Aspergillaceae.
CAGUGGUUUGCAUGCUCCCUACUUCUCGAGAUUCUAUUACAUUGGCAAAUCCAGAUCCCCAUAGUGCUCCAGUUAUUCAUCCUAACUAUUUUGCUACUGAGGCCAACCGUUAUAUGUUGCGUAAGGCUUGAGGAGGCGCGAGAAGUGCUGCAGGAUACCCCAGCUGGACAAGAGACGAUCGAGUCAGAAACGGUAGAAGAUGGGGCAUUGCCUGUGACCAUAACGUCUGGUGAUGAACAGCUCAACGAUCUACAGGACUCUAUAUCACCCCUCGGGCAGUGCAUCAAUGGGCAAGGUCGUCGAUAGUGAACUGCGGAUGAAGGUGGUUGAGAGGCUGAGAGUUGUGGAUGCAAGUGUUUUUCCUCUGCCUCUGGCAACUCACAUUCAGGUGUGUAUCUAUGCACUUACUGAACAGACUGCGGAUGUAAUAUUGGCGGACCGUCAGCCUUAGUCGAACAAUACUUUUGACUUCAUCUAA